AUGACGACCGAUAAUGUUAUUACGACUCAACCCAUAAGUAAUCUUACAAGAAUAUCAGAUCAGCCGCCUAGAUAUGAAGAGCUGAUUUCUGCGCAACCGCUUUCUGAUGUAGGUGAAAAUGUAAAUACAGAACUUACAAAUAUUAAUAUUGACGCUGUGCAGGAGUCUGCUACAGGAAACGCUGAAGUUGAAGAAAGAAAAAGACAAAAUCGCCGAUGCUGUGAUGAUUGCUGUUUUUUAAACAAUGACAAUGAUUGUUCUACCUGCGGAUGGUUUUUAGAUUUUUGCCAAUGUUUAGCGGAUUGUACAGAAUCUUGUGUAAACUGUGCGGAUUGCCUGCAUGAUUGUUGUGAAUCAAAUACAGUAGAACAUAAUGACGGUGGAUGUUGUGAAUUCAAUACAGUAGAAGAAUAUAAUGACGGUGGAUGCUGUGAUUCUGGUGGUGGUUGUGGAGGGGACAGUGGAAACAAUGAUGAUUGUAAUUGCUUUGAUUAG
Messenger RNA from Parnassius apollo (apollo), 495 nucleotides. The record is from the annotation of a GenBank genome assembly. Lineage: Eukaryota; Metazoa; Arthropoda; Insecta; Lepidoptera; Papilionidae.